Molecule: messenger RNA, 1339 nt
Organism: Psammomys obesus (fat sand rat)
Lineage: Eukaryota; Metazoa; Chordata; Mammalia; Rodentia; Muridae
Gene: Adrb3
Product: adrenoceptor beta 3
Exons: 2
Coding region: 118-1323 (401 amino acids)
Biological process (GO): norepinephrine-epinephrine-mediated vasodilation involved in regulation of systemic arterial blood pressure; adenylate cyclase-activating adrenergic receptor signaling pathway
Cellular component (GO): membrane
Molecular function (GO): beta3-adrenergic receptor activity; norepinephrine binding; epinephrine binding
Source: RefSeq, a predicted model, not a curated record
UCUCCCAGCAACUAGGGAAGAUGGCCCAGGGUGGAGGAGUUGUUCCCAAGUCCUACUGCCCCCUUCCCUGAGUCAGGGGGGACUGGGGGAAUCUUCCCACCCCAAGCGCGACACGAGAUGGCUCCGUGGCCUCACAAGAACGGCUCUCUGGCUUUGUGGUCAGAUGUCCCCACCUUGGACCCCAGUGCAGCCAACGCUGCGAGUGGGUUCCCAGGGGUGCCCUGGGCAGCGGCAUUGGUUGGGGCGUUGCUGGCGCUGGCCACAGUGGGAGGCAACCUGUUGGUAAUCAUAGCCAUCGCCCGCACGCCGAGACUCCAGAUCAUAACCAACGUGUUCGUGACUUCGCUGGCCACAGCUGACCUGGUAGUGGGCCUCCUGGUAAUGCCACCAGGAGCCACGCUGGCGCUGACUGGUCACUGGCCCUUGGGCGCAACUGGCUGCGAGCUGUGGACUUCAGUGGAUGUGCUCUGCGUAACCGCCAGCAUCGAGACCCUGUGCGCCCUGGCUGUGGACCGCUACCUGGCUGUCACCAACCCUCUGCGUUAUGGCUCGCUGGUUACCAAGCGCCGCGCCCGGGCGGCCGUGGUCCUGGUGUGGAUCGUGUCCGCCGCCGUGUCCUUUGCACCCAUCAUGAGCCAGUGGUGGCGGGUAGGGGCGGACGCCGAGGCACAGGAGUGCCACUCCAACCCGCGCUGCUGUUCCUUCGCCUCCAACAUGCCCUACGCGCUGCUCUCCUCCUCCGUCUCCUUCUACCUUCCGCUCCUUGUGAUGCUCUUCGUCUAUGCCCGAGUGUUCGUGGUGGCUAAGCGCCAACGGCGUUUGCUGCGCCGGGAGCUGGGCCGCUUCCCACCCGAGGAGUCUCCACGGCCUCCGUCGCGCUCUCCGUCCCCUGUCGCGGGCGGGACAGGCGAGGCCCCGGAUGGAGUGCCCUCCUGCGGCCGGCGGCCGGCGCGCCUCCUGCCGCUCCGGGAACACCGCGCCCUACGCACCUUAGGUCUCAUUAUGGGCAUCUUCUCUCUGUGCUGGCUGCCCUUCUUCCUGGCCAACGUGCUGCGCGCUCUCGCGGGGCCCUCUAUAGUUCCCAACGGGGUUUUUAUCGCCCUGAACUGGCUGGGCUAUGCCAACUCCGCUUUCAACCCUCUCAUCUACUGCCGCAGCCCGGACUUUCGCGACGCCUUCCGGCGUCUUUUGUGCAGCUGCGGUGGCCGCGGGCGGGAGGAGCCGCGCGCUGUCACCUUCCCAGCCAGCCCCGCCGAGUCCAGGCAGAGCCCUCCGCUCAACAGGUUUGGUGGCUACGAAGGUGAGCGUCCGUUUCCCACAUGAAGGACCAUGAAGAUCA